Messenger RNA from Letharia lupina, 954 nucleotides. RefSeq lists its product as uncharacterized. Gene Ontology annotation, cellular component: cytosol; membrane; cortical endoplasmic reticulum. Gene Ontology annotation, molecular function: sterol binding. The coding region runs from base 1 to 954 and encodes 317 amino acids. The transcript has 3 exons. Lineage: Eukaryota; Fungi; Ascomycota; Lecanoromycetes; Lecanorales; Parmeliaceae. The record is from RefSeq and is a predicted model, not a curated record.
AUGCUUGGCACCGCUGACAGUAUGUUACAACUUAGCUUCCUCACGCAGCCGAAUAUGUACGCACGUGGAAUACUAUUCGGAAAGAUGAAGUACGAAUUGGGCGACCACAGUUUCAUUAAAUGUCCUGAGAAUGGCCUGAUGGCAGACAUCGAGUUCAAGACCAAAGGAUACUUUGGUGGGACCUACAACGCAAUAGGCGGGAACAUCAAGAACGAAAAGACCGGAGAGACUUUAUUCGAGCUAUCAGGCAUGUGGAGUGGCGAGAUGGUAUUGAAGGAUGUCAGGACUGGACAUAAAGAAGUUCUCUUCAAUGCGUCACAUGCGAAGCACACGCCUCCAGUUAUACGACCAAUUGAAGAACAAGAUGAGCGGGAGUCGCAGAGGCUGUGGCUUAAGACCGUGAUAGCCAUCAAGGAGUCAAAUCAUAUUGCUGCGACAGAGGAGAAGUCGAAAGUAGAAGACAGACAACGAGAUGAGACCGCAAAGAGAGCGGAGCAGGGAAUUGAGUGGCAACCAAAACUUUUCCGGCCAGUUCGUGGAGGGCCUGGUGGACCAGAAGAAGGAGAAGAAGACCUGGAUUGGAUACUAAACGCGAAUAUCGAUGGUGCUACUCCCGAAGAAAAAACCAAGCAGAUACUUGCCAUCGCUCCAAUACUCAGAGGUCAGCAACACAACCAGCAGAGCAAGGCUUCCCAGCCUCAGCAAAGCCAAGAGAACUCACAACCACCAAGUCAGCCACAGCAGCAGGCGGUAGCCCACGACGAUUUGAUCGAUUUCGGCCAGUCAAACCCAGCCCCAAGUACGUCUGCGGCAGUAGGACAGAGUAAUCCAAUGCAGUUUCAGCCAAAUGCACCCCCAGGGAUGCAAGCGCCACUACAGCCGGGCCAUCCGAUCAAGCGUGUCGACACGAAAACAAACAAUCUUGAUGAAUUCGUCGACGCACCAGGUUAUUAG